Messenger RNA from Symsagittifera roscoffensis, 7930 nucleotides. Its product is annotated as phospholipid-transporting ATPase ABCA1-like. Gene Ontology annotation, molecular function: ATP hydrolysis activity; ATP binding; lipid carrier activity. Gene Ontology annotation, cellular component: intracellular membrane-bounded organelle; membrane. The coding region runs from base 178 to 7563 and encodes 2461 amino acids. Gene Ontology annotation, biological process: transmembrane transport; lipid transport. The transcript is spliced from 10 exons. The record is from RefSeq and is a predicted model, not a curated record. NCBI's taxonomy places the organism in Eukaryota, Metazoa, Xenacoelomorpha, Acoela, Convolutidae.
UCUCCUAGCAACUCGUUAGAUAUAGUAAACGUAUGCAGGAAAUAGAUUUCUUUCAGUUUAAGGCAUGAACGUCCUUGCGCAGACCCGUGCCCUAAGCUACAAAACAAAAUUUCACUUGUUUUUACAGUCUUAUUUCUCUCCAAGCUAAAAUUUGAAAACCAACGAAGAAACAUCAAGAUGAGAGGAAAGCAGCUAUUUUGGGUUCAGCUUAAAACCCUCAUUUGGAAGAAUUUUGCCCUGAAAAGACGCAACUGGAUUUUCUUCUUGCUUGAACUCAUCUCACCUUUGGUGCUGUUCUUCAUAAUAGUGAUCGUGCGGUUGAAAAGACCUCCAAUUGACAGGCCAGCGUGUCAUUUGAAACCAAAAGCUUUGCCGUCGGCGGGGUUCUUUCCGUUCUUGCAGACGUUCGUGUGUGGAAUCAACAACGAGUGCUAUGAGUACCCACCGGAGGCAGAUCGAGAGAGCUCGUUGUCUGGAGAUUUCAUCAAUGCGUACAUUUCGCUGUUUGCAGAUGAUGAUUUCACGGAUACAAUAGAUUGGGUCGUCCAAUCAGGAGCCAUCGAACUUCUGCAACCAGGUGGCUUGUUCAACCUCGACGACGAUUCAAUCACACUCUCAAACGAGACCCGAGAUGCACUCGACAACUCUCUUCUCAAUAUCACCAACUUCUUUCUGGGCGAAAAUGGACUGGGCACUGGAGAAGACAGCAUCAUCGUGUUCAUCAAUGCGGCUUUGACGCCAUUGCGGGACUUCAAACUGUGUACCGGGGACCAAUUGACGAAUAAUGUCAUCUUUACAAGAGCUGCUGACAAUCGAACGCUUGUUUCGGAGGAGCUAUGCGCGUUGAGCAAUGGUGACCAAGAAAAACUGGUGCAACCCGUGAAUGAAGUCGCAGACUACUUCAACCCUAUAUCUGCAAUCACAAACCUACUUAGACUCUAUGGGGCACUGGAAAGAUACAAUAUCCUGGAUCUGACCACGAGUGCGUUCCAAGACAUACAGAGCACAGCUGGAUCAUUUCAGACCGGUGGCGGGAGAGACUUCAUGCAGUCCAAUUCUCUAGAUUCUCUGUUAACCUUCACUUGUGGAAGAAGCUCUUCCUUGACUGGCUUGCUUUCUGUCGGAUCGGUAGAAGAGACUGCCGAGAGUCUUGGAGUCUCCUUUGGAGCAAACAACUACAAAAACGACGAGGAGUUCUCUGAGACUUGCAAUGCUUUGUUCGAAUCGUUGGAGUCCAGCGUUGUGUCUAGGACUGUCUGGGACUAUAUUAAGCCAAUUUUCCUCGGAAAAGUAUAUUAUUCGCCAGAUACCCCGGCAAGUAAUCGAAUCAUGGCUGCUUUCAAUCAAACUUUUCAAGAGGUCGGCGAAUUGUUUAGUUUGAUCAAUUUAGUCGAAUUAUCUCGUGAUCAGAUUUUCACUCAGUUGUAUGAAUACUUCGAGAACUCAAAUGUAGGCGGCGACAUAGCAACGUCAAUACCGUUUCUCGAUACUAUAAUCACAAUUGCGCCGAUAUUUUACGAUUUUCCGACCAAUUUCAAUGUUACACCUCAGGUGUUUUUCUCAAAUGACAGACCUAUAGGCGAUCAGCGAUUUGUAACUUGGCAAGACUUAUUUAAUUCAACCUUCGAAGCUAUAGCGAUGGCUUCGCAAUACUUUCAAUGUGUGCCCACAAAUCGCUUGCAGGCUUUCGAAUCUGAAGAUAUCUUGAUCGAAACGGGAAGCGAUUUGUUGAAACAGGGCAAAGUGUGGGCGGGAAUUGUGUUCACGAACAUAGAUCCAGCGUCCACUUCGGACACUGUUCCGCCUCAUUUGAAGUACAAGGUCAGAAUGAACACUGAUAAGGUGGAUUCUACGGAUAGUAUCAUCGACAGAGUUUGGUUUCCGGAUCCAAGAACAAACUUCCUAAAUGAUUUAAAAGCGUAUACAUCGGGUCAAGUUUUUGUGAUGGAUCUUUUGGAAAAAGCUGUCAUCAAAGUUCAAUCGGGAAAUAGCAAGUAUUUCACAGAAACAGGAACAUGGUUGAAACAGUUUCCAAGUCCUUGUUAUAAAGAAGAUCAAUUUCUGUGGGCGAUAUCGAGGACCAUACCCCUUUUCAUGGUGUUGGCAUGGCUUUUCAGCGUGGGCAUGAUCGUCAAAGGAAUUGUAUACGAAAAGGAAACCCGAUUGAAAGAGGUUAUGAAAAUCAUGGGCCUUGGUAAUUCGAUUUUGUGGCUCUCGUGGUUCUUAUCAACCUUCAUCAUGCUUUUCACCGCCUCAAUUUUGCUCUCAUUAAUUCUCAAACUGGGAACCGUUUUGGCAAACAGUAACUUCUUUUUGACAUGCUUCAUGUUUGUUUCUUUUACUUUUCCGACAAUUACUUUUUGCUUCUUCGUUUCGACUCUGUUCUCGAAGGCUAACUUGGCAUCUGCCUGUGCGGGAAUCGCUUUUUUCUGCGCAUACUUGCCAUACACUCUAUUUCUAACAUGGGAACGCUAUAUUACCAGUAAUGCUAUAAAAUACGCUUUGUGUCUUUCGUCUAAUGCGGCUUUUGGCUUUGCGUGCAGCUAUUUUGCGUACUUUGAACAACAAGGUACUGGUGUACAAUGGGAUAACAUAAACACAAGUCCGAAUUACAAAGAUAAUUUCAGCCUUCUUGAAGUCAUUUUUAUGAUGUAUCUUGACGCUGUUAUUUAUCUACUACUGGCAUUGUACAUUGAACAGGUUUUCCCAGGAGCUUAUGGAGUCCCAAAGAAAUGGUAUUUCGUGUUCCAGAAGAGUUUCUGGAUCGGAGAGUCGAAUGAGGUCACAGUUGAAGAUGCGAAAUUACACUUUGACCCAACAUUUUCAGUUAAGGGUCCCAGUUUUGAAGUUGAAGAGGUAUCGGGCGAGAAAAUAGGAGUUCAGCUGAGGGACAUGACUAAAAUCUACCCUACGGGUAAAAAGCUAGCGGUCGAUCAACUUUCGAUGAACUUCUACGAAAAUCAAAUCACAUCUUUCCUCGGUCACAAUGGAGCAGGUAAAACAACAACCCUUAGUAUAAUAACUGGACUAUUUUCACCGACUUCUGGAACUGCGUUUGUAAAUGGUCUGGAUAUUAGAAAGCACAUGGACGAAAUCAGACGAUCAGUUGGAAUGUGUCCGCAAUAUAACGUGCUUUUUGACCGAAUGACAGUGGCGGAGCAUCUUUAUUUCUACGGAAAAUUGAGAGGCAGAGGCAACGAUGACAUCAAAAGAGAUACGAUUAAGUUGCUGAAGGAUCUGAACUUGCCGCAUAAAUCUGACGAGUACGCGGAGAAUUUGUCGGGAGGAAUGAAGAGGAAAUUGUCGGUUGCUGUGUCCUUUGUAGGUGGGAAUAAGACUGUGAUUUUGGACGAGCCGACGGCAGGAGUGGACCCGUUCAGCAGGCGAGGUAUUUGGGAGUUGCUGUCGAAAUACAAGGAAGGCAGAACCAUCAUUCUCUCCACCCAUCACAUGGACGAAGCCGAUGUCCUCGGAGACCGAAUCGCCAUAAUAGCCAACGGAAAGCUCCAGUGCUCUGGAUCUUCUCUAUUUCUUCGUAGACAUUUUGGAGACGGAUAUCUGCUCACAAUCGCCAAGAAACAAAUUGAGAAAACUGAUGAUGCGGAACAUUCGAACUCUGCCAUUGACUCAAUUCGAAUUGAUAAAGACAUCGAGAAUUUCGUCACCGCAAAUUUUUCAGGAGCUUCAAUCUUGAAGAGCAUCGGCCAAGAACUCACGUUUGUCCUCCCAUAUUCAGGGCUAGAAAGUGGCUCUUUUAAUAUAUUGUUUGAAAAGUUGGAGAAAGACGCCACUAAGCUUGAGAUUUCGGACUAUGGACUAUCGGAUACGAGCUUAGAGGAGAUUUUCAUUAAAGUCGCUGAUCAGGCACCGGAACAUGCUGGUGAUGGCGGUGAUGGAGUUGUUCCGACGGUCCGCACAUCUUUCCGGAAGAGCAGGAAACCUUUGACAAACGAACAAGCUGAGAAUAAAGGUCUGGUAAAUGGUGACUUUACAGAUAAUGAUACUGACAAUGACUUAGACAAUGACACUGAUCUAGAUCAAGUCAAAUUCAAGCAACCAAAUUCAAUCGGCACAGGCUGUAUGAACGGUAAUGCUGAUGAAGCCGUGGUUCGUUUUAAGCAAGCUGAUAGAGUCGAAGCUAAAGACUUUGCUCAACUGAAUGUCCCGAAAGUCCAAGGAGCCAAACUCCUAUGGCUUCAAUUUCGAGCCCUUUAUACAAAGCGAUUCCACCAUCUUCGCAAGGACAAGAAAGCGUUCUUGACACAAAUUUUACUCCCUGCAGGUUUUGUGUUCUUGGCUAUGUUUUCCAGCAUGCUAGCACCUGAUUCGGUAGAUCAGCCAAGUUUGGAAUUGCAACCUUGGAUUUACGGAGAUAAUCACUGGAUGUUUUAUAGUGAUUCUUCUGGCAAUGACGAUCACGUAAAAAGAGCAAUAAGCGAGUUCCUGUCUAAACGGCCUCAUCACUCGACUCGAUGCGUGAAAGGGUAUGAAAUUGACGAGCACCCUUGCUAUCCGACUAUUGAGGCCGCGUCUUUUUCGUCUGAAGUUUCCAGCUCAAUUUUGAACUCAUUUAACCCUGAUUCCGAGAGUCCUUCGCCACAGUGCAGCUGCAAAACAGGUCACAGCGUAUGUCCAGCAUUUGCUGGAGGACCGCAGCCAGCUGAAAAACAAUUAGCAACAACUGAUAAACUUCAGGAUUUGACCGAUAGAAAUAUAUCAGAUUAUCUUGUGAAAACAAGAUUGGAGUACAGACUGCAAAGGUUCUACGGGUUUGAAUUCGAAGGAGCGGAAUCAGAUUUCAACUUGACUCAGACUCAAAUUCUAAACACUGUUGACUCAAUUUACAAUCUGCUUGACAGUCAGGGAUUCUUUGAAGGUAUUAAUAAUACGUACAAUAGUGGACUGUCAUGGAAGUACGUCAUGGACGAGCUGAGAGAUCUGAUCAAUGCUUCGGUAGCUCCUAACAAUGUCAAAGUAUGGUGGAACAACAAAGCACAUCAUGGCAUGUUGAGCUCGGUGAAUGCUAUGCACAAUGUAUUGUUAAGGAGUUCACUUCCGGACAGUGUAUCGCCGAAUGAUAAGGCGAGGUAUGGGAUCACAGCUUACUCUCAUCCGUGGUCACUCACCAAAGAUCAACUGCAAGAGGAGGUGCUGAGAAGAAGUGGUCGAGACAUAGUUGUUGGAAUCUGUGUAAUUUUCGCUAUGAGUUUCGUUCCAGCUAGUUUUAUACUGUACCUCAUAGACGAACGUGUCUCAAAGUCGAAACAUCUCCAAUAUGUCAGUGGUGUCAACCCUGGAAUCUUCUGGCUGUCAACAGCUGCCUGGGAUUUCACAAACUACUUGGUCCCCGCGCUUCUAUGCAUACUGAUUUUCCUGGUGUUCCAAGCCGAAGCGUACGUUAGCAGUAACAAUCUACCCUGUCUCAUUCUACUGUUGAUUCUAUAUGGCGUCAGUGUGACUCCAUUAAUGUACCCUGCUUGUUACAUAUUCGGGAUCCCAAGUACUGCGUACGUUCUGCUAACUGGCAUCAAUGCUUUCAUCGGCAUAAACGCAACAGUUGCCACUUACAUUCUAGACUUCUUUCCCAGCGAUGAGGAUCUAAAUCUGUGGAACUCAGUUUUGAAGAAAGUGUUCCUCAUUUUCCCUCAGUUUUGUCUGGGACGUGGUCUGUUCGAAAUGGCACUGAAUCAGAUUCUAGCGGAUCAGUUGGGACAAUUCGGAGAAUAUGAGUUCCAGAGUCCUCUGAAUUUUGAUAUAGCGGGAAAGCAUAUUUUUGCAAUGGCAGUGCAGUCGGUUGGAUUUUUCAUGCUGGUGUUGCUGAUUGAACCGGUAUCCUGGCUGAUCAUAAAUCUGUUGGCGGUGGAUAGGAAGCCUUCGUCUGUAGACGUAGAGUACGAAGAGGAUGUGAAUAGUGAAAGAAGCAGAGUUCUAUCGGGUGCUAGUGACAAUGACCCAGUUGUGGUGAAGCGACUGAGGAAGAAGUAUGGACGGAAGUUUGUGGCAGUGAAGGACCUCUGCUUUUCAGUGCCCCCAGGAGAGUGCUUCGGACUACUUGGGGUCAACGGGGCAGGAAAGACUACCACGUUCAACAUUCUCACAGGAGAUGACAUUGCAAGCAGCGGUGUAGCCAUAAUUGGGGGCCACGACAUUGGCACGGAACUAAACAGUGCCCGGAAGAAGGUUGGAUUCUGCCCACAAUUCGACGCACUAGACCCACUUCUCACAGUGCGGGAACACGUUGCACUCUAUGCUAGGCUCCGCGGCAUCCAGAACCAAGACGUGGCCCAAGUGGCUGAUGGUUGCAUUGUGAAAAUGGGGCUGAGUAAGUACAGGAAUAAGCAAUGUGGAACUCUGAGUGGGGGAAAUAAGAGGAAGUUGUCGACUGCAAUUGCUCUUGUAGGGGAUCCGCUGAUAAUAUUCUUGGAUGAACCGACUAGCGGAAUGGAUCCAAAAGCUAGACGGUAUCUUUGGCAAUGCAUCCACGAUGCAAUAUCGGAAGGCCGAUCAGUAGUUCUCACUUCACACUCCAUGGAAGAGUGUGAAGCGCUUUGCACAAGACUGGCCAUAAUGGUCAACGGCCAAUUCAAAUGUCUCGGCACAUCACAACACAUUAAAACAAAAUAUGGAGACGGUUAUGUCAUUCAGUUGAAGAUGCCGAAUGGAUGCUGUGAACAAGUCGAAGAGUUUUUCUGUUCACACUUUCCAACCGCGAAAAUUAUGGAAAAACUGCCGACACUGGUAGUUUUCCAACUGGGCCAAAUGGAGGCAAAGUUGGGAGACUUGUUCAGAGUGAUAGAAAAAGGAAAGAAAACCAAGAUUCAAAUCCCAGUCUACACCGGAAGACGUGAACUUCAAAUGCUGCAGUGUGAACUAAUCGAAGACUACUCCGUCAGUCAAACUACUUUGGAUCAAGUGUUUAUCAACUUCGCCAAAAACCAGUCGGAUAUUGUUCCUCUUGGCAACCAAGUUUCAGCAGAUAAUAACGAAAGCUUCGAAAUAUCUCUAACUAAACCAAGAUUGGCUGCUCAAGGAGGAAGUAUGCCAAGUUUGAUCACAGACGUGGAAGCUAAUGCGCGAAGUUCGAACCAUAACACACCACAAGCUAAGAAGUAUCUGGUCAGCUCGCCAAUUCCAGCCAAUGAUGUGGAAGCUCAACUGAAUGAUACUUUUCAAGAAAGCCAGAUCUUGUUGCCGGAGUAUCAAGUAGUCGAUACCCCUGCAAGUGUGAGUAUAGCGGACAAUUCUGCCACUGCUCAAAAACCACCCGCAGUGAUAGUUUCGCAAGUAAUGCCACUGGCACCAACUGCAGAUGUACCAGGAGAAAAGCAGGUCAAAACUGAGGAAAUCAAAGAUGACGUUAAGGAUCACGCUAUAGAUGAGAAGGAUGAGCCGAAAUCAACGACUGUGGCAGGAGGCGCCGCAAAUGUCAACGCAGAUGAUCCCAGCAGCUCAAACAAUGUUUCGGUUGAAGCCACAGAUUCCAGCCCUCCACAGGAAGUAUCAGACAAAGAUAGCUUAGGCACAAGUAACAGUGGCGAGGACGAACAUGUGAACAACAAUUAGGUCAAGCAAAAAUGCACCAAGUUAUAGGCAAUACUCGUAACUAAUUAUUGUACAACAAAAUUAUCGCAAUAAAAAUGUUGCUAUACACUACAGAAACAAAGUCAAAUCCAUCUGUCCUGUUAUUUUUUAAAGAGCCAUCACCAAAAACCCUUUCUAAAUUUCUAUCUUUUAUGCCUUAUUUAAUCUUUUGUUUGCGUAAUCAAAAAUGUUUUCCACGUUUGACGUUGAACUCUCCAUUUUUGUUUAAAAAAAUAAAAUUUAGUUUUCAAGCUUAUCAGAAUUGUGCAAUUUUUUAAUGUAGAAUUGAUAGAUUUGAUCAAUUGGAAUAAUUUAAGUGUCAAUGAACCUAUUGAAGAAAGACACUUAU